AUGGCAUUUUGGUUAGUUAAUUUGGAAUCAGACAUAAUGUUAGGUUUACUUCCUUAAUCUCCUAAACUAUCGAUUCUUACUUGUGUCAUCUUUUGGAUUAUAAAUAUUCUAACUAUUAUUGUUUAAGAGUCUUACCUCAUAGAUAAUGAGAAAAAGGGAAUAUUUUGUUAUGAAACUUUAGCAGCAGUCUUUGUGGUUUAUGGAACUUUAGGAUUUAGUUAAUAUUUCAUAGCUCAAGUAAACAAUUGUAAUCAAGAGUUUAGAAAAGAAUACGAGAUUCUUUUAUUUCAAUAACUCCAGAAGAGUAAUUAACUCCUUAAAAAACUGGAUAAUUGACAAUGAAAUCUCCAUUAAGAACUGUUAUCACUUAGAAUUCACAUAGAAAAUAAUCUCGAUUGCUACCAUUAGCUGCGAGUUUUUAAAAAAGAUAUUACAAAGGGUUAUUUUUAUUUAUCACUAUCUUUAUUGUUCAUUCAUUAUUAUUUAUUCAUCAAACAACAGCACUUAUUACUUUAAAGACUGCCUUAUCGUUGCAUAUUAUAUUGUUGACCUAAUUAUUUUCAUCCGUACUCAUAAAUUUUUUUAGUAUAAUUUCUAUUGGAAAUUUAUUGAUAAAUUUAUACUCAAUGAAUGUAUUUGUGAAGUAUUAUGGAAAUAAUACAUUUUAUUCAGUUUUCAUGAAUUUUUUAACUAACACAACUGAGAUUUAUAUAUUUACAUUAAACUUGGCUUUGAUUAUGUCAUCAAUUAUUGGGAUCCUGUUUAUUAAUGAUUUAGUUAGUUAGAUAUUAUUUUAUUUUUAUUUGUCAAUAUUUGGAGUGGCCUUUUUAAUAAAGGUUUACCAAAAAAUAAAGGUGAAUGAAUACUGA
Molecule: messenger RNA, 869 nt
Organism: Paramecium sonneborni
Lineage: Eukaryota; Ciliophora; Oligohymenophorea; Peniculida; Parameciidae
Source: the annotation of a GenBank genome assembly